GGUUUGGGUAGACUUCGCUGGUAUUGUCAAGUUUGUGAGAAGCAAUGUAGAGACGAGAAUGGCUACAAGUGCCACACACAAUCUGAGAGCCACUUAAGAGCGAUGUUACACGUCGGUGAGAACGCUGGCAAGUACAUUUCAGACGCUUCACAACAAUUUCAAAGAGAGUUCGUCAUUUUGUUAUCAAGAAGGCAUGGUACAAACCGUGUAUCUGUAAACACCGUCUAUCAAGAAUACAUCGCUGAUAAGCAUCACUUACACAUGAACGCCACACGUUGGGUCACGCUCACAGAAUUCACGAAGUACCUCGGUAGAGCGGGUAUCGUCAGAGUAGAUGAAACUGAGAGAGGUUUAUACGUUAGUUGGAUAGACAACUCACCUCAGGCUUUAGCACGUCAGGAGGCCAUACAAAAGAAAGAGAGACAGCACAUGGACGAUGAACAGCGCGAGCGUAAAUUAAUCGCUGAACAAAUCGAAAAAGCA
Wallemia mellicola CBS 633.66 is the source of this 483-nucleotide messenger RNA. RefSeq lists its product as hypothetical. The transcript is spliced from 2 exons. Gene Ontology annotation, biological process: DNA damage response; DNA replication. The record is from RefSeq and is a predicted model, not a curated record. The annotation marks the transcript as partial. Gene Ontology annotation, cellular component: nucleus. Lineage: Eukaryota; Fungi; Basidiomycota; Wallemiomycetes; Wallemiales; Wallemiaceae. Gene Ontology annotation, molecular function: double-stranded DNA binding.